This is a messenger RNA of Paramecium tetraurelia, 3666 nucleotides long. RefSeq lists its product as uncharacterized. Gene Ontology annotation, molecular function: protein binding. The record is from RefSeq and is a predicted model, not a curated record. Lineage: Eukaryota; Ciliophora; Oligohymenophorea; Peniculida; Parameciidae. The transcript has 2 exons.
AUGAUUCCUACUCUGCAACCGUCGCAGCAGCUUUAACCAAAAUACAUCUUCGGAUUGAACAGCAAUUUACGGAAUAACCUCUACUUCAUGGAUGAUACUCGAAUCAUCUAUCCAGCAGGCUUUCAUAUAGUGUGUUACUCAUUGCAGGAUAAGAGUCAAAGUUACUUCCAAGGAUUCGAACAUUACAGAGGGUUCUCUUGUAUGACUCUCUCUCCAAUGAAGAGAUUUCUAGCAGCAGGUGUGAAAGGAGAAAAACCUGCAAUUCAAAUUUACGACACGAUGUCCUAAAAGAAAAAAAGAACACUAAUCUAUCAUGAUGCCCCUGUCAAGGAAUGGGUAUCUGUUGCAUUUGGACCUAAUGCUGAAGCAAAAACUUUGAUUGGAUUGAGUGGAGGAGUCUCUGUCAAUGGCAGUCCUGUUGAUUCAUAUUUAUGUUACUUUCAAACUGAUACAAUGAAAUGUUUAGCUUCUGUUAAAGUGGCUUCUGGAAAUAAUGAAUGUCUAGAAGUAGCCUUUUAACCUAAUGAUGCCACUUUCAUCACUGUGAUCGGAAAAGGAAUUUUCAAAUCAUUUAAGAUGAUUCAAAAUGAAGGCGAAACUAAGAGCUACACUCUCAAAUAAGUGGCAGCCUCGUUAUAAAAAGCACCUGCAGAUUUAUCAAAUAAUUACUGUUGUCAUGCCUGGAUGAUAUAACAUCCAGAUCAUUUGGUUGUAUGCACCUAAUUGGGAGAAGUAUUCCUCUGUGAUGAAAAUGCUGAAUAUGUUAGGUACUUGAAGAACCCUUACCACCAAAACAAACAACCCUUUUUGAUUGAAGUGAUAUAGGCAAUGCAAUAAGGAUUUGCAAUUGGAGGAGACAAUUCUACAAUUUAUAUAUACAGCAAAGAAUAUGAAAAUAUCUAAAUGCUUCACGUGAAGUCAAUAUCUGAUAUCAAAUGUUAAAUCAAAGGAAUCAGCUUCACGCCCAUCAGUGAAGAUACCAUCAUAGUUACUCUGUCUAGCAAUUUAAUUUAUAGUCUGAAAUUGAAGACUGAAUAGUUUUUGGAAGAACAACAACAAUUUGAAUUGGUUUCAUUGCCUUUUCACUCCUGUCCUCCAGUAAAUGCUGGAAUUCCAAUCAACGGUAUGGAUGUGUGUGUACGAAAACCACUGAUAGUGACAUGUGGAGCUGACAAAUACAUCCGUAUAUGGAAUUACGAAGAGAAAAGCAUGGAAGCCUACAGAUUCUUUAAUGAAGAAGCUUAUUGUGUAAGCAUCCACCCUUCAGGAUUCCAUAUUGUAGUAGGAUUGACUGAUAGAUUAAGAUUGAUGAACGUCUGUGUUCAUAACAAUCAAAUUAAACACUAUAGAGAAAUCGGGUAAUUCAAAUAAUGCAAAGAAAUCAAAUUCUCUAAUGGAGGACAAUACUUUGCUGCCGUUAAUGCAGCUAACACUACUUAACAUAUAAUCCACAUUUAUAGAUUCUAUGUUGGAGAUAAUCCUGCCAACCUAUAAUUUAAAGGUCAUAGUGGUAGAAUUAGAUGCAUAACAUGGAGUAGAGAUGAUACAAUUUUAGCCACAUGUGGUUAAGAUGGUUUGAUUUCCUUAUGGAAAGUAGGUGCUGAUACAACGGGACAAAGAAUGCUUGAUAUCCAUGCUAAGGCAAAUGGUAAGAAUAUACCAUAGUCGAGUGUUGCAUUGACAUUUGAUACUAAAAUAGUGUAUGUCGUGGGGGAGGAUCGUCAUCUUAGAGAAUUUAAUUGUCAGGAACCAACAGAAAAUAAAAGAAAUGUAGAAGCUACCUUAUCUUAAAUUUGUUUCUCAAGCAGUAACAAAAUAUUAUUUGCUGGUGUAUGCGAUGAGAAUAGAUACUCUGGAGCUGUAAGAUGUUAUAAAUAUCCCUUUGUUGGUCCAUCUGCUGGUACCAAUGUUGAGUAUUAGGCUCAUGAUGAACGAGGUAUAGAGAAAAUGAAGAUCACUGCUGAUGAUUAGUAUCUUAUUACUGCUGGUAGGGAUGGAGCCAUCAUUGUGUUUGAAAUUAAGGAUAAAGAUGCAAGAGGAUAAAAAAAUAAGGAAGGAUAUUAACAAAGAUAUGCAGAUGAUAUCAUUGUUACCAAAGAAGAUAAGGCUGAUCUCAAAACCACCAGGGAUAAUCUCAAAACUUAGUUGUAGGAUAUCACUGCUCCUUAAAAUGCUAUUAAUAUUUCAUCAAAGGAGGAUCAAAUCAAACAAUUGACAGAUAAAGAAUCUACCUUGAAGUAACAAUAUAAAGUAGCCUAUGACACUUUAGUAGAAAAGAAGAGAGAAACAGAAAAGCAUAUUCAAGAAACCAGAAAAUAAAUUAUGGAAGAGUUUGAAGCUGAAAUCCAGGAAUUAGAAUAAAAUCAAUAAAGUAAAGUCAAUAAGGAGGCAGAAAAGUAUGAGAAGACCAAAAAUGAGAAAGAAAUUCAUCAAACUAAAUAUGAAAAGGAAAUUGGAAAAUUAUAAAGAGAACAUACUGACGAACUCAAAAAAUUGGAAAAAGAUUACGAUGCUCGUUUACUUGAAGAAAGACAGUAGAGAGAAAGAAUGGAGAAGGAAUACAACAAGGAGAAAGAGAAGUACAGGGAAACAAUUGAAUAGAUUAGAAAAGAGACUAUUGGUGAGAUUGAAGCACUUGAAGAACAGAAUCAAUAAUAGAUUCUUUAAAAAACUGAUUAGGGUCUUAAGGCUAAAAGUGAAGUCAGUAUGACAAAGAAGAAGAUUUAAUCUUUAUUGUAAGAGGAGGAAAAACAAAAUGAAAAUCUCAAAGAUUAUAACGAAUAAAAGAAAUAAUUGGAUGAUCAAAAUCAUCAACUCAAAAUAGCUAUUGAAGAAUAACUAAAAUAAAUUUAAGAUAAGGAUAAAACAAUAGGAGAGAAGGAAAGGAAGAUUUAUGAAUUAAAGAAGAGAUCAUAGGAAUUAGAAAAGUUUAAAUUUGUUUUAGAUCAUAAAAUUAAGGAACUCAAAAGAGAUACUGGACCUAGAGAUGAAGAAAUUAACAGAAUGAAAGAAAAGACUAAUAUGAUGGAUUAGAAAUUAAAAAAUUUUGCUUAUUUGAAUAAUAAUCUUGGAAAUGUGGUUGAUGCUCUUGAUUAAGAAUUAAAAAUAAUGAAAACCAACAUCAAAAAGUAAAGAUAAUUAAUUUCAUUCCAAAAUGUGAGGAUUAAGAAAUUUAAGGAUUCUGUAUAUUAAGCUGUCCAGUUCAUUCAAAAUUAAGAUGAAUUAACAAAAAAAGCACAAGAAAUCUUUAAAGAAUUCCAUAAAGACGAUGUAAAACCAUAAUAAGUCAAUGCUGACAUUUUAGCAGAAUAUAAAAGUUAAAAGCAAUAUUUAGAAAAGUCUGUUGAAGGAUUGAAAGCCAAUCUUUAAGCAGAUGAAGAAAUACAUAAGGCUGAAAACAUUAGGAUUAUGAGAGGCAAUGUUAAAUUGAUUAUCGAAAUCAAUAAUCUAAGAAAAAAGAUGAAGUAAAUAAAAUCAACACAUAAUAAUUAAGAAUAGAAAGGUGACAAAAAAAUGUCUCAAACAGCUAAUUCUGAGACUUAUAAGGCUAAACAAAGAGCUAUUUAAGAAAAGUAACUGAUUAUUGAAUAAUAGGAAUUGGCAAAAAAUUCUUUGCUCAGUUAGAUUUAAGAAUUGGAAGCAGAACUUUCAGUUAUGGGAGAAUGA